This is a messenger RNA of Theobroma umbraticum, 1582 nucleotides long. RefSeq names its product putative amidase At4g34880. The record is from RefSeq and is a predicted model, not a curated record. Lineage: Eukaryota; Viridiplantae; Streptophyta; Magnoliopsida; Malvales; Malvaceae.
UCAGCAGCAGCAAAUAUGGCAGCAGUGACACUUGGGACCGAGACUGAUGGCUCAAUCUGUCCAUCUAGUAACAACGCAAUUGUUGGCAUCAAACCUACUGUUGGUCUUACAAGCCGAGCAGGAGUCAUCCCUAUUACUCCCAGACAGGACACUGUUGGACCCAUGUGCAGAACAGUAGCAGAUGCUGUAUACGUCCUUGAUGCUAUUGCAGGAUUAGAUUAUAAAGAUAAAGCAACCAUUGAAGCAUCAAAGUACAUUCCACGUGGUGGCUACAAACAGUUUCUAAAGCCUUAUGGUCUCAAAGGGAAGAGAUUGGGCUUAUUGAGGAAUGUGUUCUUCAGUUUCGAUAAAGGAUCUAUUUUUGCUGAAGCUUUUGAGCGUCAUUUCUCCACUUUAAGGCAAGGAGGUGCAGUUUUGGUAGAAAAUUUGGACAAAUCCAAGUUUCUGGCUGCGUAUAGCGCCAACACAAACUUCAUAUCUGUAGCAAUGAAUGCUGAGUUCAAAUUGGCCUUGAAUUCUUACCUAAAAGAGCUUGUGGUUUCUCCAGUGAGAUCCCUAAAAGAUAUCAUUGCAUUCAACAAAAAGUUUUCAGAUUUGGAAAAAACAAAGGAAUAUGGGCAACAGCUUUUCCUCGAUGCUGAAGCUACGAAUGGCAUAGGCAAGAAAGAGAAGGAGGCACUAUUACAUUUAGCAAAAAUGUCAAGAGAUGGACUGGAGAAAUUGAUGAGGGAGAACAAGCUAGACGCGUUAUUGUCACCAUUUUCAUUAGCUUCGACUGUUCUGGCAAUAGGUGGAUAUCCAGGAAUUAUAGUCCCCGCUGGAUAUGAUACCGAGGGGGUGCCUUUCGGCCUAUGUUUUGGAGGACUAAAGGGCUCAGAGCCAACGCUGAUUGAGAUUGCAUAUGCCUUCGAGCAAGCCACUAAGGCUAGGAGGCCUCCUCCGUUCACGCCUUGAAAAGUGGAGUGGAGGGAGGUUUAGAGUCUGUUUGGUUUAAUUUUUUUAAUUAAAAAGCUAUUAUAGAGUUUGUAUGAAAAAUAAUAAUUUUUAAAAUUAAGUUAAAUUAUUUGUUAAGUUAUUUGGAAAGAUAAAUUAUAUAAAUUUUAAUUUUGAUUAAAAUUAUCAUAUAGAAUAUUUAUAUCAUCUUCUAUCACUUAAUAAACUAAAACGAAAUAAGUCUAUUUCGAAUUUAUAUACGAUUUCAUGUGUUAAAAUAUUUAAAAAAAUCUAUAUCAAAGACGAAACAACUCUCAAACUUAUAUAACAAUAAUAGUAUUAAAUUGAUAUGUGAAGAAGAAGUAGUAUUUGAAUACAAUUUUGAAUUUUAAAUUUUCUUUUCUCUUAAUUUUUAUAAAAAUAAAAAAAAUAUAUUAAAUUUUGUUAUUCUAUUAUUGGAUUUUGUGUUUUCUUAGUAGUGCUUGUAGGAAGAGGUAGGGGAGAGGGAGAUCGUGAUUUUGCAUUGAAGAAUGAUGAUUUGUAAAAAUAGAGAAGAGAAUGAUGAUUUGUAAAAACAGAGAAGAGGGAGAUUAAUGGAGAGAGAAAGAAAAGUAUUUAUUAAAAAGCUAACGUAUUUUUAAAAGAACAA